Molecule: messenger RNA, 1887 nt
Organism: Lodderomyces oxycetoniae
Lineage: Eukaryota; Fungi; Ascomycota; Pichiomycetes; Serinales; Debaryomycetaceae
Exons: 3
Coding region: 1-1887 (628 amino acids)
Source: RefSeq, a predicted model, not a curated record
AUGCUUUUGGAUCUACCGUUAGAAAUCCAAAUGAAGCUACUAUAUAUGGUACCCCACUCGAAUCUAAAAUACACCAAUUCACAUUUUUACAUCUUGUAUAACGACUUGUUCUACCAUAAAAUCGUUAAUUCGUUUGGCGAAGACACAUUAGCAGUGAUUGUUAAAGUUUUACCAUGCAGGUUGGAACUUGUUGAUCUGCUAAAUGAGGCAGCUACAGAAGAAGAAGAAGAAGAAGAUGAUGAUGAUGAUAGGGGAAGAGCAGGUGGUGAUGAUGGGGAAAGAGCAGCAGGUGGUGAUGGUGGUGGUAUUGAUCAAAACCCAUUAAACACCCAAUAUAUAAAAGAUUCCUGGAAAUACAUCUAUUCCAUUUUCAAAAAUAAGAGAUUGUUUGCAGAGUACUCUGAUUACAAGAUUGACGAACCAUCAAACUAUGUAUAUAACCAUUUUGUUGAAAUCAACCGUACCUAUUUGCUAAGCUAUACCAAGCACGUCUGGCUAGCACCCGGCACAUAUAACUUGAAUUUAGGAUUAGCGAUUAAAUAUGGUAAUGGGUUAGGUACAACGAAAUUUGAAGUUAAAUACAAUGUCGACAAUGAAGAGAAUUUCAGCGCUGAAGCAGAGAGUUUCGAUUCUAGCAGUGUUAACGUCAAACUGUUCUACCCACCUACUAAUAUAAAUGAGAUUUUGCCCAAGAAUCAAUUUUGUUUUUUGAAAAUCGGACAAUUUGUAGUUCCACCUCGGAAACAAGUUAUCAAACAAAGAGGUGGUGGUAAUGUAAAAGAGUCCAGAAAUAAUAAACUACGCAAGAUUGAAAUUAAAAUGGAAGAAAUUGGUCUCUACUUAAAAAGUGGGUUUAGAAUAUAUUUCAUUGAUAUAAGUCAACCAUCCCUACUUCAUGACGAGUUUGACCUACUAUAUUAUACUAUUAAUGAAACGAAUUACAAAUUAUUUAUCAAUAUUUUAUUAAAGAAUCUUUACAAGGCAAUCAAUUAUGUUCAAAACGGCGGGUGUUCAGAUAACGCAAGUGUCUCAUGUGCACCCAGUGCUUAUGGCACAGGGGAUCCAUAUCAAAUAUGGAACCAAUACGAUAAGUCAUUCCUCAAGGAGUAUACCUCAAGCUCGGUUCCAAACUCGAGUUCCAAUUCGUCUAGUUCUAUUUCUUCACUUCAAUCCUCGAUUUUACCACACCGUCAUUCAAUUUUCAAGUAUGAUUUGAAGAAAUUAGAGAAUUACGCUAAAGUGUUUUUUGCCGCAACUAAAGAUCUUAGACGGUAUUUCAAGUUUAGUACAAUUUAUCAACAGCGUCAAUUUAUCAAUAGAUUUGGUGACUAUCAACUAGAUUGGGAAGAGGAAAAUGUGCAAACUUCUGACAAGCUAGGUGGUGUACGUGGAGAUCAUGACGAUCAUGAUGAUAAUGAGAGGGAUGAGGAGGAAAAGGAGAACAAAGAAGCAAUAGAGCUGGGAAAAAAACUCAUUGAGGAAGAAGAAGAUAAUGAAGACAAUGAUGGAAUUGGCAAUGCUGAGAAGAAACGGAAACGAAGCAAGAUAGUGGAGCAAAACUUAGUAGCUGCCACCGACACUUACUCGCUCUGUUUGAUAGUGGAGCAAAACUUAGUAGCUGCCACCGACACUUACUCGCUCUGUUUGAUAGUGGAGCAAAACUUAGUAGCUGCCACCGACACUUACUCGCUCUGUUUGAUAGUGGAGCAAAACUUAGUAGCUGCCACCGACACUUACUCGCUCUGUUUGAUAGUGGAGCAAAACUUAGUAGCUGCCACCGACACUUACUCGCUCUGUUUGAUAGUGGAGCAAAACUUAGUAGCUGCCACCGACACUUACUUGGUCUGCUUUAGCCCAAGCGAGGCAUUUAAAACUCGCCAAAAAUGA